CAAAAAUGAUGAUUACAAUGUUUGAUAUAGUUUUAAAUUUUUUCGGAUUUAUAUUGAAUACUUUUUUUCGUGAAAUCAAAUCACGAGGUUCACAUAAUAUUCCAAAAGAAGGGCCUGUUAUUUUUAUCGGUGCACCCCACGCAAAUGCAUUUGUUGAUGGUUUGCUCUUGAUGAAAUAUAGCAAACGACAAGUUUUUUUAAUGAUUGCACAAAAUGCUAUUAACUAUGGGCAUUAUGUCGACAUUUUAGCUCGUGCGAUUCGUGCAAUCAUAUUAAAGAGGCCAAAAGAUUUGGCUGAAUCAGGGAAAGGAAAAAUCUUUUUAGAUGAAAGUAAAGCGGAUUCUCUUCGUAUAAAUGGCAUUAAUACAGAGUUUACAAACCAAUUAAAAGUUGGGUAUCAAAUUUCUUUACCGAGAGAAUAUGGGUCAUCUGAAAUAACUGAAAUAAUAUCAGACACAGAACUUGUUAUUAAAAAAGAAUUUAAAGAACCAAAAGCUUUAGAAGUUUUGACGCAACCUGGUGGAACACCUUAUACAUGCAUGCCAUAUGUUGAUCAAAGCAAUCUUUAUGAAACAGUGCUUGAGAUGUUGAAUGCUGGAAAAUGUAUUGGUGUAUUCCCGGAAGGAAGAAGCCAUGAUCGAUCUGAACUUAUACCUUUGAAAGGUUAUUACAGCAUUUCCAAACUACGCUUAUUUAAGUUAUUGAUGCAUUUUAUUGAUAGAUAUUUGUUAUUGUUAGUUGGAAUAGCUUUUAUGGCUUUAGGUGCUAUGGCGGCAAAUCUUGGAUUGGACAUUAAAAUUGUGCCCUGCGGUUUGAACUAUUUCCAAGCACAUAAAUUUCGUUCACGAGCUGUUAUCGAAUUUGGUUCACCCAUUUCAAUCCCAUCUGAAUUAGUUGAAAAAUAUAAUAUGAAUGGUUCUGACAGAAGAGAAGCAUGUAAUAAAUUAAUGGAAAUUAUUUACGAAAGAUUGAAAUUGAUAGCAGUCAUUGCACCAGAUUAUGAGACAUUAUCUGUUAUUCGGGCGGUUCGUCGUUUAUGUAGACCAGAAAAUCGCAAGCUUGAAAUUGAUGAAAUGAUAGAUUUAGAUAGAAGAUUAAUUAAUGGUUACAUGAAAUUCAAAAAUGAUUCAAAUGUCCAAGGAAUAUAUAAAAAAGUGAAAGAAUAUGAUCAAUUAUUGAAGUAUAAUAGAUUAAAAGAUUAUCAAGUUCAUAAAACUACUACAUCUACCCUUACAGCGGCCCUCAAAGGGUCAUAUAUUAUGAUUAGUGGGCGUCAUGUAAUAGCGACAUGGAAAAUCCUUGUUUCUUUUAAAGUCAUACCAAUUUCAUAUGGAAUAUAUACUCUAAUAUCAUUAUCUUUAGCCUACAAAUACAAUUGGGGAUUUAUAAUGAACUUUGGCUUAUUUUCACCAAUCAUCAUUCUCAUAAUGUUGUUUAUGAAUAGUUAUGUAACAAUUCGAUUGUUUGACAUUGGGACUGACUUGUACAGAUCCCUUUAUUCACUUAUUUUAACACUCUCACAAUCCACGAUCAAAGAUUUGCGAAAAAUUCGAAACGAACUUUCAUAUGAAAUAAUUGAAAUAAUUAAUGAGAUUGGUCCAAAAAUAUAUCCAGAUUUUGACAACGAAUGUAUUAUUCAACAAUUAAAAGAGAUUAAAUCAAAA
This is a messenger RNA of Dentiscutata erythropus, 1664 nucleotides long. The record is from the annotation of a GenBank genome assembly. Lineage: Eukaryota; Fungi; Glomeromycota; Glomeromycetes; Diversisporales; Gigasporaceae.